Molecule: messenger RNA, 1269 nt
Organism: Scaptodrosophila lebanonensis
Lineage: Eukaryota; Metazoa; Arthropoda; Insecta; Diptera; Drosophilidae
Gene: Mob4
Product: MOB kinase activator-like 4
Exons: 3
Coding region: 240-911 (223 amino acids)
Cellular component (GO): cytoplasm
Source: RefSeq, a predicted model, not a curated record
CUGCACAGAGAAUAAUCACAAUAAAAUACCUGUAAAUAGUUGUUAAAGCAGUUUGUGUGAAAUGUCUUAGCAAAAAGUAGGAGCAGCAUAAAAUUGAAGACCGUUUCAGUUGCAGCAUUUUGCAAGCGUGAUCCUGUAUUACCGAUUCUGGGGUUUUCGUGCCUACUACACAACACAUACCUUUUUUUAUUGCCAAAGGAGGGCAACAUAGUUGGGACGGCCGUUUCACUGCGUGAAACAUGAAGAUGGCUGACGGCUCGACGAUAUUGCGUAGAAACCGACCCGGUACAAAAUCAAAGGACUUUUGUCGCUGGCCAGAUGAACCGUUAGAGGAAAUGGACAGCACAUUGGCUGUGCAGCAAUUCAUUCAGCAACUCAUCAAGCGCGAUCCUUCGAAUGUCGAGCUUAUACUGACCAUGCCCGAGGCGCAGGAUGAGGGCGUCUGGAAGUACGAACAUCUUAGGCAAUUCUGCAUGGAAUUGAAUGGUCUGGCUGUGCGUUUGCAAAAGCAAUGCUCACCCUCGACGUGCACGCAAAUGACGGCAACUGACCAAUGGAUAUUCUUGUGUGCGGCUCACAAAACGCCAAAAGAGUGUCCUGCCAUUGACUACACGCGCCACACUUUGGACGGUGCUGCUUGUCUGCUCAAUAGCAACAAAUACUUUCCCAGCAGAGUCUCCAUCAAGGAUUCAUCAGUGACCAAACUAGGCUCUGUAUGUCGGCGCGUUUAUCGUAUAUUCUCACACGCGUAUUUUCAUCAUCGUCGCAUUUUCGACGAGUUCGAGGCUGAAACGUAUUUAUGCCACCGAUUUACGCAUUUUGUCACAAAGUAUAAUCUGAUGUCGAAAGAGAACUUAAUUGUGCCCAUCAAUGAGGAGGAGAACGCUACACCCGGGGAGAGCGAAGCUUAAGUUGUUACAGCCCUUAGAAAGCAUGGAAAAACACUCGUACACACACACUCUAGCGUAGUUGCGCUCAUUAAACAAAUAUGUAUUUAUAUUUACUAAUAGCAUGCACUAGAAUAAAACCGACAAUUGGGCAGCAGUAACAACAUUGUGAAGGCAGAAAGUCAAAUGUAACUCUUGUAGUUUAAAGGACAAAUAUUCAAAAGUAUGAUAUAUGAUAACUAAGAAGAGAAAAUUAUUACACCGGCCCCUUCCCUUCCCAUUUAAGUCAACAUUUAUUCCGUAAAGUUAUAUGACUAUGAUUAUUUGUAACUUUUAAUUUAAAAUAAAUUAUACGUAAACAAAUUUUAUUUCUCACGCUGAA